Molecule: messenger RNA, 1525 nt
Organism: Serpula lacrymans var. lacrymans S7.9
Lineage: Eukaryota; Fungi; Basidiomycota; Agaricomycetes; Boletales; Serpulaceae
Exons: 6
Coding region: 299-1168 (289 amino acids)
Biological process (GO): RNA catabolic process
Cellular component (GO): extracellular region
Molecular function (GO): RNA binding; ribonuclease T2 activity
Source: RefSeq, a predicted model, not a curated record
GUCUUGCGCCGUAGCAGCUCUUUAAAUUCAAGCUUCAGGUUCCAUCGAGUUCGCCAAUCCGAGAAUUCGAAUCUAAAUAGCACACGCCCACGUGGUCGCUGUCUGUAUCUCCAAGAAUUUUACGAGCCAUCAAAGAGCCUCGUCUCACCUGCCGGACAUAAAAACAUUUAUAAACGUUACGUCUCCAGCUUCAGCAUAUGGUACGAAUUUCGAUAAGCACGUUCGUAUCGGCUCUUCUUGUAGGGAAAGUUUAUAAGUAUAGCCCCAUAUCACCACCAUCUUGAAGUCCGUUUCAACGAUGUUGCCCCUCGUCACCUUAGCAUCUGUCCUCGCUGCUUCUGCCUCCGCUCGGGCUGAAAGCACGCAAGCCCCCUACCUCACUCCCACGUACCCAAAUAUCGCAGCAUGCGUUGACUUACCUCUGCAAUAUUCCUGUGAAAACACUACAGCAUUUACUAACGCAUGCUGUAACGUCGUAGAAGGUGGUCUAGUCUUGCAGACGCAGUUCUGGGAUACGUAUACUGGUCUGGAGGACGAGGGUCAGCUCCUUCCCUAUGGAAGCUGGGGCAUUCACGGCCUUUGGCCAGAUAACUGUGAUGGAUCGUACAGCCAGUACUGCGAUGCCACGAGAGAUUACACGGGACCCAAUGUCACGAGUUUCAUCAAUGAUUUCGGACGCACCGAUCUUCUCGACUACAUGAACAACUUCUGGAUCAACCAAGGGGCACCAAAUGACGAUUUCUGGGCUCACGAGUUCUCUAAACAUGCCACUUGCACAUCCACAUUUGAUGUUGCAUGCUAUGGGCCUGACUAUGUGGAACACAUGGAGGUUGUCAACUUCUAUGAGACUGUCACGAAGGUUUUCCAGAUGUACCCAACCUACAACAUGCUUGCUGCGGCUGGUAUCUUGCCCUCUAACACAACCACUUAUACUCUUGCCGAGAUCACCAAUGCUCUCGUCUCGCAGACGGGUGCUGUGCCUUACCUUGGAUGCAGUGGUAGCGAUGGGACUGUGUUAGAUGAGGUUUGGUACUUCCAUCACGUCUUGGGCACAGAGCAAUACGGUCACUUUAAGACAAUCAACUCCACCACGGCUUCUAGUUGCGCAUCCACUGGAGUCUGGUACUACGAGCGCACCAAUACUUCGGAGCGCCUCGUCAAAUAUUAGGAUGUAAGUCGUUUUAGUGACACUGUUGAACGCUGUAGUCUGUACAGAAAUGAUUAAAUCAAUGCGCGUAAUGCAUGGGUAAAAUAAUUAUCAAGUUCAGUGUGCAUGGAAGUGUUCCUGAAGAGAUGUGCUCGCCAUCGGUAUUGAUGAAUGAACAUGGACGGCUGAUAAGGAUCAUAGCAUCCCUUGGUGAGCAUGGCAGUGAAACUAGCCGGAGCUUGCCAGGGAACGCGAGAAUCAUGUGAUUAACGCGACGCGACGCGGUAUGAUUCCGCAAAUAGACAACAACAUUAACGUUGAGCUUUAAGGUGCACCAAGUCUGCAUGCUGCUUUUGUUCGUGUGCAGCGUGUUUCAUC